Molecule: messenger RNA, 3632 nt
Organism: Brassica rapa (field mustard)
Lineage: Eukaryota; Viridiplantae; Streptophyta; Magnoliopsida; Brassicales; Brassicaceae
Product: DEAD-box ATP-dependent RNA helicase 12
Molecular function (GO): ATP binding; RNA helicase activity; nucleic acid binding
Source: RefSeq, a predicted model, not a curated record
AAAUUGAAAAAAUGAUAGAGGAUACGUUAGUUUUUAUCAAAUCUUUGUUAUUCAAAAUCAUUAAUUGUCAUAUAUAUUUUUGCGACAUUAGAAAAUUCCUUAAUUUUUGUUUAUGGAAAAAGUGAAGAACAUUAAUAAUUAAUUUAUGGUUAGUUUAAUAAAAGGUUAUUAUAUAUGUAGAUGAAGCAACCUAAUUCUGUAUAGAUUCUAAGAGCAUCAUUAGUGGUUAGGUACUCUCUUAGGUCUCUCAUCAUUAAUUUUGUUAUUAAUUGAUUUUAAAAACAUUAAAUGACAAAAACAAAAAUGAACUAAUGAUAGAGUGACAACAAUUAAAAAAGUCUCUCCAACUUCACCGAUCGUUUCUUCUACAUGAAUCGUCUCUCUCUCUUUUCCUUACCUUUUCUAAUAUUGUCAUUAUUGUUAUUGUCAGAAACUGUCUAACAGCCCCUCACUGCGGCUCUAAGAAUCAUUGUGGUAAUGACAGAUAACUAUCCCAAAUACUGUAAUGUUUCUCUUUUAAUAUACAAGAGAUUUCUAAAAAAAUAUAUGUUUUUUAUGGUUUAUUUUGUUCUUUCAUUUCACAAAGAAAGGACAUGGAUUAAUCUUAUGACUCAUGUUCUUCAUCUGCUUCAGGACCUGCAUCAGAAGUUUCAUCUUCUGUGAGGUUUUGGUUUGGUUGGGUUUUGUCUUCCUCAGGUGUACGCAGUGGUGGACCCACGUUAAGAAUUAUGGAAUCAUCUGACACCCCAAAUAUAUUAUAAAUAUAAUUUGGCAAGCUAAAAUUGUUAUUUGACACUAGCGUAUUUGGUUAGGAAGUUUGGUACUGAACCCAUAAACCCGGGAUCAAAGCCCCUCAGUGACCCCUUUUCUUAAUAUUUUUGUUAUUUAAAAUUUUACCUAUACUAUGACUCCACAUAAAAAAAAUUCUGGGUUCGCUCCUGAAUGUACGUCGGUGGUUAACAGCGGUUUGGAGGACAUGAUUGUAGUUACCUUUCUCGAGAAAAAGCUGACUGAAAUGGACCUUACAAUAAAGGAUGCUAUUGAGUCUGUGUAUAUAAUAGAAAAGUUGACUAAACAUAGUUGACAUCGUCUAAAUCGAUGUGUAAAAUCUACAAAUUUUAAAAGUAUGUGUAUUUAAUAGAAAACAAAAAUUAGUUUGUGUAUUAAACGGGGAUCCAAAAAUAGUUCGUGUAUUUUAUUAGCAAAUAAAAAAUAGUUUUUGUAUUUUUUUUAAAAAAAGUUCAAAAUUUAAACAUGUUUUAGUUAAAUACUAACGCCGUCAUUACUGUCGUUAAACAUAGUUUAAGUUGUCUAAAACUACGUAUAAACCUGCGAAUUUCAAAAGUUUGUGUAUUUAAUAGGUAACGAAGUAUUAAACGAAAAUCAAAAAUAGUUCAUGUAUUUUAUUAACAAAUGAAAAUUAGUGUGUGUAUUUUUAAGAAAUUUUAGUAAAGAAAAGAUGAAGGGUCAUGUUUAUAAAUAACUGACAAAAGAGUGAGAAAGUCUGAAAAAAGAGGAAAAUCCAUUCGUCACUUUCUAUUUCCUGUAACUAACUUUCCCGAGAAAAUUUUCUGUUACUCUUCGCCGCUCGCGGUUUCUCUCCGUCGGUUUGUGAAUAAACAAAUCUGAACUCUCGAUUCGUUUCUUUCUCUGCUCCGUUCUCUGGCUGACCGGUUUGUAGUUUUAUUUGAACACUCCGAUCUCGCCCUGAGUUCCACGAUCAGCUUCUUAGAACCCUAGGGUUUGAACGAGCAAUUAGGUUUCUAGGUUCCGGCGGUUCUCAUUAUCCUUGUAGUGGCUUGAGUUUUUUGUAUAGAUUUCGAGAUCGAGAGAGAGAUUGUGAUGAAUAACAACAGAGGAAGAUAUCCUCCGGGGAAUGGAACGGGACGUGGAGCUCCGCCGCAUCCUGAUUAUCAAUCGUACGGUCAACAACCGCAGAACCACCAGCAGUUUCAGCAGUGGUCAAGACGCGCUCAGCUUCCUGGAAACGCCAAUGAGGUCCAGAACACGACGUCGUCUCAGCCGCCCAACGAUCAUAAAUUCAGUGGCUCCGUUACUCUCAGUGGCGGCAAAGAUUGGAAGGCAACGUUGAAGCUCCCACCUCCUGAUACUCGUUACCAGACAGCGGAUGUGACAGCUACAAAAGGAAAUGAAUUCGAAGAUUACUUUCUGAAAAGGGAUCUUUUAAAGGGAAUAUAUGAGAAGGGUUUUGAGAAGCCAUCUCCUAUUCAAGAAGAGAGCAUUCCCAUUGCUUUGACCGGUAGUGAUAUUCUUGCUAGAGCCAAAAACGGCACAGGAAAGACUGGUGCUUUCUGCAUUCCUGUUCUUGAGAAAAUUGAUCCUAAUACCAAUGUUAUUCAAGCCAUGAUUCUAGUUCCAACGCGAGAGCUGGCUCUUCAGACUUCGCAGGUUUGCAAGGAGCUUUCCAAAUACUUGAACAUCCAGGUUAUGGUCACCACUGGCGGUACCAGUCUGAGAGAUGAUAUCAUGCGGUUACAUCAACCUGUUCAUCUGCUCGUUGGAACUCCUGGAAGAAUACUGGAUCUUACUAAAAAGGGAGUGUGUGUUCUGAAAGACUGCACGAUGCUUGUGAUGGAUGAGGCCGACAAGCUUUUGUCUGCAGAGUUCCAACCUUCUCUAGAGGAAUUGAUACAGUUUCUGCCAGAGAAUCGUCAGUUUCUGAUGUUUUCUGCUACAUUUCCUGUCACUGUGAAGGCUUUUAAGGAUCGGCAUCUGCGGAAACCAUACGUUAUCAAUCUCAUGGAUCAACUCACGCUAAUGGGUGUCACACAAUAUUACGCUUUUGUUGAAGAGAGACAGAAGGUUCACUGCCUCAACACACUUUUCUCUAAGCUGCAAAUAAACCAAUCGAUAAUCUUUUGCAACUCUGUUAAUCGCGUGGAACUGUUGGCUAAGAAAAUUACAGAGCUCGGUUAUUCGUGCUUCUACAUUCAUGCGAAGAUGGUUCAAGACCAUAGGAACAGAGUGUUCCAUGAGUUCCGCAAUGGUGCUUGCAGAAAUCUCGUUUGCACUGAUCUGUUUACUCGUGGAAUUGACAUUCAAGCUGUGAAUGUAGUGAUUAACUUUGAUUUUCCUAGGACAUCUGAGUCGUAUCUACACAGGGUGGGCCGAUCAGGACGGUUUGGACACCUUGGGCUGGCUGUGAAUUUGGUUACAUACGAGGACCGUUUCAAAAUGUAUCAGACUGAGCAAGAACUUGGCACUGAAAUCAAACCAAUUCCUUCUCAGAUUGAUCAAGCCAUCUACUGUCAAUAAACCUGUUACCGCACGAGAAAUGUUACCACCCCACGAGUCACAGUGUUGAUGAAAAUGGUGUUUCUCAAGCUAUAGUAGGAGGUGAGGGAACUGAUGCUUGGCGGUUUAUGUAAAGACGACUCGUUACAGAUAUGAACCAGUGUGGUUUGGUUUCUAAUCUUUCUCUAGACUUUGUUUCGUGGUUCUAAUGAAAUCUGUUAACGUUGCUCAUUUAUCUUUGACUUGGUAGUCAAGAAAUAAUAAAGAGAACAUAAGGCUCCUACUUUUUUCCCUGUUGGGUUUUAUACUUUUAUCUAGUGACAGCUGUACUUAUUUUUUUCCCUAGUGUUAUCCGUUGAGAAUUUAGUUUUGCAAGA